UCGACGCCGUCGAAGGAGGGCAGAAUUGUUCAUUUUUGAGAGCUCGGAGGGGGCCGAACCACAGCGGGUUCCCACGCAACGUCGUUUACUUUGUCUGCGCGUGUCAUGAGCGCUACGAAUCAGUAGAGUUCAGUAAGUGACCCGUCGCGAAGGGAAGGGACGUUUCCGCCCACAGUAAAGAUGGCGGCUCCCUGGCUGGAGAAUCUAUCCGAGUCUUUGGGUUCUUCUGAGCCUGCGGUUCGCUUAAUACUAUCAAUUUUAAUCGGAUAUCCUUUUGCACUGAUCUACCGGAAUCUCUUGUUCCACCAGCCCGCCACCAUUAUCCACCUGUUCCACACGUUCUCUGGACUGGCCCUUGCCACGUUUAACUUUGGUUCCCAGAUCUAUCACUCUGCGGUAUGCGUCCUGGUGCAGUUCCUAAUGCUGCGGCUGAUGGGAAGGACGGUGACGGCCAUCUUGAGCAGCUUCAGCUUUCAAAUGUUGUACCUGCUGUCGGGCUAUUACUUCACGGCCACGGAGGAGUACGACAUCAAGUGGACCAUGCCUCACUGUGUCCUCACACUCAAACUCAUCGGUUUGGCAUUUGAUUACUAUGACGGCGGGAAAGAACCAGCGGAGCUGAGCACGCAGCAGAAGAGCGACGCCCUGCCAAGCGUGCCCUCGCUGCUGGAGGUUCUUGGCUUCUCUUACUUCUACGGCGGCUUCCUAGUGGGGCCGCAGUUCACGCUGCGCAGUUACCAGAAGCUGGUGGCUGGGGAGCUCAGCGACUGCCCGGGAAAACCUCCAAACAGCGUGCUACCAGCUGUGAAGAGAUUCUCUCUGGGCUUCCUUUUUCUGGUCCUAUUUGCAAUUUUUAGUCCGCAUUUCCAAGAAAGCUAUUUCCUGACAGAUGAGUAUGAUACUCGUCCAUUCUGGUUUCGCUGCAUAUUCAUUUUGAUGUGGGCUAAAAUCAUGUUGUAUAAAUAUGUCACCUGCUGGCUCAUAGCCGAGGGUGUGUGCAUCCUGACCGGGCUGGGCUAUAACGGCGUGAGGGACGGCGAGCCCCAGUGGGACGCUUGCGCCAACAUGAAGGUGUGGCUCUUUGAGACCACGCCUCUCUUCGGGGGAACCAUCGCUUCUUUCAACAUCAACACGAACGCCUGGGCUGCCAGGCAUGUGUUUAAACGGCUGAAGUUUUUGGGCAACAAGACCCUCUCCCAUGUGUCCACUCUGCUAUUCCUGACCAUAUGGCACGGUCUCCACUCGGGAUACCUGAUGUGCUUCUCCUUGGAGUACAUCAUCAUCACCGUCGAGCGACAGUACCAGGCGUUGGUGAGGGACAGUCCCCUGCUGACAAAUUUGGCCAACGGGCCACUUUUUCCACUCCUCUACGUCAUCCAGCAAUUUGUUCACUGGCUCUUCAUGGGCUACGCGCUGGUGCCCUUCUGCAUCUUCACCUACGAUAAAUGGCUCAAGGUGUACUUCUCUGUGUACUUUUGCGGGCACGUUUUCUACCUGGUCGCCUUUCUAAUCGUGCCAUACCUGCGGAAGGCGCUGGUGCCCAAGAAAGAACGCAGUCCGCUAAAGCAGGACUAAACAACUGCACGGUCGAAAAUAUCCACGGAAGGGAACUGUGAUUUUCAAAAGGAGCGGGAAAGAAAAUAUUUUAAGGCCUUUAAGUAUAUAUAUCUAAUAUAUACAGAUGUUCAUGUGAAAAUAAAUCUCUAUAUAUUUUUGAGUAAAAAGUAAGGAAGCUUUUAUAAACAUUUUUGGAGAAAUGUUUACCGACCAUUGUGCCACACGGGCGAACUGGGGAGCCUGUCAGUCGGCCGCUUCCGGUAUGAUUUUUUUUUUUUUUUAUAAAUCCUCUGAGAUAAAUAAUUUGCACUCUGCAGUCACGGGUUUGGAGCCUAAACUUGGCCCCUAAUAUUAUUAUUAUUAUUUAAUUUUUUGUCUUGAUUCUUAGAUUUUCUGUCUCCAAACAACAGAAGCAGCGGCAAAGCUUCACAUGAGGUGGAAGCGAGGUGUCAAUGCACUUUUUGGAAUGUAACGAUAAAGCACUCUUGCCGCGCGCUUGUAAAAACAAACAGUUGAGACGACGACGGCUGCUGAUUUGAUUCGAGGGGUGCACUCACUUUUAUGAGCUGCUGUACAGACACAACCGACUCAACAUGGCCUUGUCUUCAUGAAUGUUUCUACUGUUCCAUUUGCUUGAAAAAAGAGACUUAAUUUUUAUAAUGGAAAUGUUUUGUAGUUUGUAAUAAGGAAAUGACUCUUCCCACCUGCUCCACCUGUUUAUUCUUUGACGUCAUUGUUGCCACUCCCUUCAGUUGUGUUGUUUUGUACAGUAAAUGAAAAGGUGCAGUCGUGUUAUGAGUUUAAGUCUCCUCCACUUGAUGGAACAUUUAUCCCAUCGUGAAGCAGCUGCUGAGGAACAUUGUGUGCUUCACCUGUGCUGCCUCAGCUGGUGAUGCAUCUCACCGUCAUCAUCAUCUCACCUUGCAGGGACUGCCUGUAGUAACUGCCUGUCAAAUUUUACACAACCCCCGUGACCAUGAAUAAUGGCUAUUUCAAGGAUCUUUGUUUUAUUUUAUGCCUUAUUCCUACCAAAUGUACAAAAACCUUUAAAAAAUUAGGAAGGAACCAAUGGGGAACGUGAUUUUUUUAAAACAAUUUUCUAACACUGAAUUAAAAAAAAGUGCUGCAUUUCAAAA
Molecule: messenger RNA, 2693 nt
Organism: Syngnathus typhle (broad-nosed pipefish)
Lineage: Eukaryota; Metazoa; Chordata; Actinopteri; Syngnathiformes; Syngnathidae
Gene: lpcat3
Product: lysophosphatidylcholine acyltransferase 3
Exons: 13
Coding region: 181-1575 (464 amino acids)
Biological process (GO): lipid modification; phosphatidylcholine biosynthetic process
Cellular component (GO): membrane
Molecular function (GO): lysophospholipid acyltransferase activity; 1-acylglycerophosphocholine O-acyltransferase activity
Source: RefSeq, a predicted model, not a curated record